Molecule: messenger RNA, 842 nt
Organism: Salvelinus fontinalis (brook trout)
Lineage: Eukaryota; Metazoa; Chordata; Actinopteri; Salmoniformes; Salmonidae
Product: torsin-1B-like
Exons: 4
Coding region: 1-582 (193 amino acids)
Biological process (GO): protein localization to nucleus; nuclear membrane organization
Cellular component (GO): endoplasmic reticulum lumen; nuclear envelope
Molecular function (GO): kinesin binding; ATP binding; ATP hydrolysis activity
Source: RefSeq, a predicted model, not a curated record
AUGGUCUGUGUUUUUACUGCUGUGACCAUCCCCCAGUCUCAGCUGCAGCAGUGGAUCAAAGGCAACGUCACCAACUGCCCACGUUCCAUGUUCAUCUUUGACGAGAUGGACAAGAUGCACCCUGGCCUGAUCGACUGUAUAAAGCCCUACUUGGAUUACUACGAAAAUCUGGACGGGGUCUCGUACCGCCAAGCCAUCUUCAUCUUCCUCAGCAACGCUGGAGGAGAGCAAAUCAAUAAGGUGGCCCUGGACUUCUGGAAAGCAGGUCAAGACAGAGAGGAGAUGAAAUUGCAUGACUUAGAACCAGCUCUCUCCCUGUCCGUGUUCAACAACAAGAGUGGGUUGUGGCACACCAGUCUCAUAGACAAGAACCUAGUUGACUUCUUUGUCCCCUUCCUGCCUCUGGAGUACAGACAGGUGCUGCUGUGUGGCAUGGCAGAGAUGUCCGCCAAGGGCCUGGAGCCCAACCAGGACGUGGUCGACCAGAUGGCCAGAGACUUGGUCUAUUUCCCAAAGAGCGAGAGGAUCUUCUCCGUCAAUGGCUGCAAGACCAUCAACAGAAGGCUAAAUUACUACACAUAGUGCGUGUUUGAAGCCAACUACGUUGCUGCCGGCGGCUGCAGACUGACUGAUCUAAUCAUAAUGAGUGGUAAUUUAGGAUGAAAGGUGGUUUGUAGGUCUGAUCAGUCGGUCUGCAGUUGCUGACGGUAAUGUAGACGAUCUCAGAGGGAACAGCUACUGUAUCUAUCUACCUCUUACUCUACUGUGUGCUAUUUCUUAAUGAGAACAUCUCCGCCAGUUGGAGUGAGGAAGUCCGUGACUGAUGACCCGCCCCUCAGGCU